This is a messenger RNA of Cornus florida, 2579 nucleotides long. RefSeq names its product putative receptor protein kinase ZmPK1. Bases 16 to 2163 code for a protein of 715 amino acids. The record is from RefSeq and is a predicted model, not a curated record. The transcript has a single exon. Gene Ontology annotation, molecular function: protein serine/threonine kinase activity; ATP binding. Lineage: Eukaryota; Viridiplantae; Streptophyta; Magnoliopsida; Cornales; Cornaceae. Gene Ontology annotation, biological process: protein phosphorylation; recognition of pollen.
CACACGGUGGUUUGGAUGGCCAAUCGAGACCAACCAGUUAAUGAAAAGCUCUCAAUCCUCUCCCUACAAAGAAAUGGUAAUCUUGUGCUAAAAGAUGCCGGGCAACUCACCGUUUGGGCUACGAACACUCAGUCAAUUUCCAUGGUGGAAUUACAUCUUCUUGACACUGGUAAUCUUGUUCUUCUUACAUUGGAGGGUGUGACUCUUUGGCAAAGUUUUGACUCGCCAACAAAUACCCUUCUUCCUAAUCAACUACUCACUCGAGACACACAACUAGUCUCGUGGCGCAGCAAAAGCGAUCCUUCUUCUGGCUUUUACCAGCUCUACUUCGACGAUGACAACGUGCUUCGUCUUUUGUUUGAUGGUCUUGACACAUCCAGCGUUUACUGGCCUACCCCGUGGAAAACUAUCUGGGCAGUUGGAAGAACCUCGUACAACACUAGUAGAAGGGCAGUACUUAGUGACACAGGUUUUUUCAAUUCAUCUGAUAGUUUCUGGUUCAUGGCCUCUGAUUUGGGCAUUGGGCCAAGGAGGAGAUUGACCAUGGACACGGAUGGUAACCUUCGAGUAUACAGCCUAGAUGAGAGGAGACGACUUUGGGUUUCUUCGUGGCAAGCCUUUAAGGAACAAUGCAGAAUGCCUGGUGUUUGUGGACCUAACAGCCUGUGCACUUAUAUUCCACAUGAAAAUCCGGGCAGGAGGUGCACCUGCUUAGCCGGAUACAAGAUGGUUAAUCAGACAGAUUGGACUUUUGGAUGUGAACCAAUAUCUAAUCUGCCUUGUGACGAAAGUGAGGCUGGUUUUCUGGAAUUUCUUCGUGGUGAUUUCUAUGGUUAUGAUAUUGGGGUCUACUCAAAUUACACCUUAGAGAGGUGUGCAAAGGAAUGCUUGCAGUUGUGUAGUUGCAAAGGGUUCCAACACAAAAUUGACCGGAUUAACGGUUAUUAUGUUUGUAACCUUAAGACACAGUUGCGUAACGGGCUUCUGACUCCAACUUUUGAAGGUUCCAUGUAUAUAAAAUUGCCAAAAAAUGAACUCUCCUCAUAUGACGAGCCGUUUCAACCAUUCAGAUUAGAGUGCUCAAGCCAACUAAGUACACAGCUUGAUAGGCCUUAUAGGAAAUUCCAUGAAAAUAAGACAGUGAAGUUUAUGCUUUGGUUUGCCACUGCAAUUGGAGGAGUUGAACUGAUCUGUAUCUUGCUCGUGUGGUGCUUCCUGUACAGGACCCAAAAAAGGUCAGAUGCAACUAUUCAAGGUUACCUUUAUGUUGAUUCUGGAUUCAAAAGAUUCAGCUAUGACGAGAUAAAGAAGGCGACAAGUAAUUUUACUCAAGAGAUAGGAAGAGGAGGUGGUGGCAUUGUUUAUAAAGGCGUAUUGUCUGAUCAACGUGUCGCGGCAAUCAAAGUUCUCAUAGAAGCUAACCAAGGAGAAGCAGAGUUCUUGGCAGAGGUGAGCACCAUUGGAGGGCUAAAUCAUAUGAAUUUGAUAGAUAUGUGGGGAUAUUGUGCAGAAGGAAAGCACAGGGUUUUGGUGUAUGAAUACAUGGAACAUGGAUCAUUGGCAGAGAAUUUGCAAUCAAACACACUUGAUUGGGAAAAGAGGUUCAAUGUUGCAGUGGGUACAGCUAAAGGUCUUGCUUAUUUACAUGAAGAGUGCUUGGAAUGGGUUUUGCACUGUGAUGUGAAGCCCCAGAACAUCCUCUUGGACUCUGAUUUCGAGCCAAAGGUGUCGGAUUUUGGACUGUCUAAACUACUGAGUAGAAGUGGUGAGAACAAUUCAAUCUUCUCGAGAAUAAGAGGGACCAGAGGUUACAUGGCUCCCGAGUGGCUAUUAAAUCGCUCUAUCACUUCGAAAGUUGAUGUUUACAGCUAUGGGAUCGUUGUGUUGGAGAUGGUUACCGGAAGGAGUGCUACGACAGGUGUGGACGCCAUUAACAAUGAAGGGCAGAUGGAACAGAGGAGGUUAGCUAAGUGGGUAAGGGAGAAGAUGACUCAAGGGACUGCAAUGACAUCCUUUAUUGAAGAAAUUGUAGAGCCUACAUUGAAUGGUAACUAUGACACAUGCAAGAUGGAAAUUCUUAUUGGAGUUGCUCUGCAAUGUGUCGAGGAAGACAGAGAUGCAAGACCAACCAUGAGUCAGGUAGUAGAGAUGCUUUUAGAAUGAUCAUUAGAAGAGGCAAUGCAUUGAUGCAAAUCAUGCAAUGACAGGCAAAGCGUGCCUUUAAGAACAGUGAGAAUUUUGGGCGGGCUUCUCGAGUUUAUCCAUCUGUGGUGGUGUUUUCAAUGUUGAUCUCUUAUAUUUUGAACAAUUCUUUUUUUUUUUUUUAAGGUAAAAGGUAAGCUUUGUUUUGAACAAUUCUUGGUUUUCAGUCAAUGAUGUUUCUGAUAUUGUUAAAUUGUGAAAAUUAUAGCAUGUGGUAGUUGUAAACUUGUGAAGGAAGCUUUACUUGUGCUAUAUAUAAAAUUGUAACCACCUUAAACUGAUUCCAUUUAUAAAAAAUUCAGCAUAAAUCCUGUUAAAAAGGAUCCUACAACAACCUGCUUAUGUGCAAAAAUACAAUAGCCUCCCUUGGGCCUUUA